ACACUUGUAUUUCCCCACACAUACAGACAAAAAAGCUGAGCAACACAACUCAAGUCCACACACCACAAAGAUCCAAACAAAACAAACCCCACUGCGGGGGGAAGGAAAGCUCGAUAGCCUUUGGAGUGAACGAACCAACACUUAACCCCUUCUUCGAUUUCUUUCCAUCUGUUACUCGUUUACAAUCCAUUGAUCAUGCCGUCUGGUGCUAAGAAGAGAAAGGCCUUGAAGAAAAAGAAGGAACAAGAAGCCUUUGGAGCCAGUCCAAGCAACAAAGGUUUCAAUGGUCAUGGGUAUGAUGAACAUGGAAGCCAAGAUGAAGGAGAAAGUGAUGGCAACUUGAGUUCCCCUGGUUCUCAAGGAAAUGGAGAAGUUUGGACAAGAGAUCCAUCACCUUCUCCAUUAUCUGGUCUGAAGAAGGACACUGUUAAAGAUAAAACAGACGUUCCUCAAGGACAAGAAGCUAAAGGUGAAGACGUUACUGCACUUGGAAGAGGAACAUGUCACGAGGAGAAGAACGGUGUGGACAAACCACACAAUAACUUUUCUGAAAAUGUUACUCACAAUACUGUUAAAGCAGCUACUAAAGAGGCUGGUGGUGGUACUUUGGAAAUUGCACCUGCUGAUGAUUCUGUCUCAAAGGUUGUGAUUACUAACAACAAUGUGCCAGCUGAAAUCUCGACAGAUUUGGGUUCUGUCCAGCUAGAAGAAGCAAAGGAGGGUAACAUUCCAGGAUCUAAUGCUGAAACAAGUAAAGAAUCUCAAGUGCCAGAAUCUUCUGAAGACAAGAAUCUUCUCCCUUCUGGUCCACCAGUUACUCGAACCUCGUGGUUGAGUUGCUGCGGUUUGUUUGAUGUGAUGGCAGGUUCAGAAAGAUAAUACAGAUAUGUUUGUUGUGAUGAUGAAGAACAUGAGGAGGAAAUCAUUCAGCAAAACAGUGGACAUCUAAAGCUACAUGGUCCAUAGAUUAUUUUAUGUACAUUCAACCAUGAAUGUAUUUUCUUGAUAAUAAUGUGAGUGUUUUGAAAAAUAUACGAACAAGAACAAAAAUUAUCUUCUAUUCAUGUCGAUGAGUUUUGGAUUCAUGAUGAGAUGUGAACAUAGUUCUGUUUUUCUUUUGUGUAAUAUAUAUUGUUGAAUGAUGAACAAAAAAUCGUAGUGGUAAAACUUUGAUAAA
Molecule: messenger RNA, 1177 nt
Organism: Brassica rapa (field mustard)
Lineage: Eukaryota; Viridiplantae; Streptophyta; Magnoliopsida; Brassicales; Brassicaceae
Source: RefSeq, a predicted model, not a curated record